UCACGCGAGCGAUCCUGCGCGCGAUGGCGAGAUCCUCCGUCUUGCUCUAUCUGGGCGUGGUGCUCUUCAUCGUCCUGCUCCUCACCUUCGCCCCGAACCGCCCUAAUCACCCCCACCGCCGUCUCAGACUCCGCUCCGCCAUGUCCGGCCACGACCGUCGCAGCAUUCCCUUCGACCCUAUCAUCGCCGACAUAGAGCGCCGCCGCGAGGACCGCGAGUGGGAGCGGGCCAACUUCUUCCCCCAGGGCCACGCCCCCGCCAUGGAGGCCCAGCCCGAGUGGGAGGACUUCAUGGACGCCGAGGACUUCAUCAACGACGAGGAGCGCUUCAACGUUACCGACCGCAUCGUAAAGCUUUUUCCCAAGAUCGACGUUGGCCCCGCCGACGGCUUCGUCAGCUCCGAUGAGCUUACGGAGUGGAAUCUCAGGCAGGUGGAGAAGGAGGUGAUGCACCGGACGCAGCGGGACAUGGAGCUCCAUGACAGGAACCACGACGGCUUCAUCUCGUUCGAGGAGUACGAGCCGCCCAGCUGGGUUCAUCGAUACCAUGAUGAUAAUUCAACUGGUGAUCAAGUGGGGUGGUGGAAAGAGGAUCACUUUAACGCUUCAGAUAUGGAUGGCGAUGGUCUUCUUAAUCUGACAGAGUUCAAUGACUUUCUUCAUCCAGCAAACACUAACAGUCCCAAACUGAUCCAGUGGUUGUCCAAGGAAGAAAUUAGGGAAAGAGAUAAAGAUAAAGAUGGGAAGCUUAAUUUUCAAGAGUUUUUUAAUGGCUUAUUUGACUUAAUCAGGAGAGAUGAUAUUUAUAACCUUACACAUGUAUCUGAUGCUUCAACAGAGGCACCAGCUAAAAAGCUAUUCUCGCAGCUUGACCACAACAACGAUGGAUACUUGUCUGAAGAUGAGUUGAUACCUGUAAUUGGUGAUCUACACCCAUCGGAGCAUUACUAUGCUAAGCAACAGGCUGACUAUGUUACUUCAGAGGCAGACACGGAUAAAGAUGGACGCUUAAAUUUGAAAGAGAUGAUUGAAAAUCCAUAUGUAUUCUAUAGUGCUAUCAUUCCCGAGGAAGAUGAUUAUAACUAUCAUGAUGAGUUCCGUUAGUUAUCCAACUAAUUCAUUCGAGACACUGAUGUAUAUGAUAGUAGAUUCCUGUGAAUUUGUGCUGUUUGAUCACCCGGUCUUUUCUCUUUGUUUUUUAGCGUCGGAGUAGCAACAUAAGGAUUGUAUUUGUCUUUCUUUCUUAACCCGGCCGUGUAUCAUUGAUCGACAAAAUCGUCCUUUGGAUUUUUAUCAAAUAACACCCCAUAAUAAAAUUUUCCUUGGGGUAAUUUUUCUUUUAUCAA
This is a messenger RNA of Musa acuminata subsp. malaccensis (wild Malaysian banana), 1345 nucleotides long. RefSeq lists its product as uncharacterized. The record is from RefSeq and is a predicted model, not a curated record. Gene Ontology annotation, cellular component: endoplasmic reticulum. Gene Ontology annotation, molecular function: calcium ion binding. NCBI's taxonomy places the organism in Eukaryota, Viridiplantae, Streptophyta, Magnoliopsida, Zingiberales, Musaceae.